AUGUGUCAACAGCAUCACUCCGAGGGACCAGCGGAGUUCCCUCCACAUGCUCGAGGCGUCCAGAGUGUUUCAGACACUCAGCCUUUCCCCUGGGACGCAGGUGUUUUUGAUGCCCACUGUCACCCAACCGACACUAUGGGCUCCAUAGCCUUGGUCCCUGGCAUGAAUGUCCGCGCGUUAACCGUCAUGUCCACUCGUUCACAAGACCAGGACCUGGUCUCUAGUAUCGCGCAGGACCUCGGGGUCAAGGAUGGUGACACCUUAUUUUCACCUCAGGCUUCUUCAAACCAACGCAUCAUCCCUUCCUUUGGGUGGCAUCCUUGGUUCUCGCAUCAGCUUUACGACGAUUCGACCGCUGCAUAUGAUGGCUCAGAGGCAAGCAAACAGGCACAUUACGACAAGGUCUUAGCACCGACUCCUUCUUCGAGAGACCCAUCUUUUAGUGCCGGCCUUGAGGAGCCCCGACCGCUGUCGGAGUUCAUCAACGAGACCCGAAAACGUCUGGAGAAGCACUCACUUGCUCUCGUAGGCGAGAUCGGUCUCGAUAAAGCCUUCAAACUCCCGGUCAAUUGGGCUCCCGUCGAGCAGAGUAAACGAGACCAUGGGCUUACUCCAGGUGGACGAGAAGACCGACGUCUGAGCCCGUUUCGUAUAUCAACCGAACAUCAGACGAUAAUACUUCAAGCUCAGCUCCGUCUUGCGGGUGAGAUGAACCGUGCAGUCAGUGUGCAUGGUGUUCAGGUUCAUGGAGCUUUGUAUAAUGCUAUCGCAGAUUGUUGGAAAGGUCACGAGAAAGAGGUCUUGUCUCGACGAGAGAAAAGACGCAUUGCUAAGAACGCUGAGGAUUUUUCAGAUAUGUCAGAUGAAGAGGGUGAUGAAUUGAGAGAGGCAACUCAACAAAAACCAAUCAAGUCUGGCCCCUCAAAUUCAGGCACCCAUGAUAAAAAAAGACCAUAUCCGCCCCGGAUAUGUCUUCACUCAUUCAGUGGCCCAGUGAAUAUACUAAAACAGUAUACUCACCCUUCGGUGCCGGCACAGGUCUACUUUUCCUUCUCUACCGCUGUUAACUGGAACAGUAGCUCCGACAAGUUAAAAGAUGUCAUACGCGCAGUCCCUGACGAUAGGAUACUGAUCGAGAGUGAUCUGCACAUCGCAGGUGAGCAAAUGGAUCAGGCUCUUGAGGAUGUUUGUCGGAAAAUUUGCAGCAUCAAAGGAUGGGAAUUGCGAGAUGGCAUUGGAAAAUUGGCAAAGAACUGGAAAUGGUUUGUAUUUGGAAACAAUCCUUGA
Messenger RNA from Pseudomassariella vexata, 1287 nucleotides. Its product is annotated as Cut9-interacting protein scn1. The record is from RefSeq and is a predicted model, not a curated record. The transcript has a single exon. Gene Ontology annotation, molecular function: hydrolase activity, acting on ester bonds. The coding region runs from base 1 to 1287 and encodes 428 amino acids. Lineage: Eukaryota; Fungi; Ascomycota; Sordariomycetes; Amphisphaeriales; Pseudomassariaceae.